CUCCUUUACAGACUUCCCGACGUCGACGUACGUGGCCGCUGGUUUCUCGGACAAGGACGAGCCGAGCGCACCAGAAAAUAUCGUUCGCCCAAGGGACACUGCCGACCGGGGGAAGAACUCGAGGAAAAUUUGCUGCAGUGCCAUGAUUUCAAUAGUGCUUUUAUCGUGCAUUGUUGCCGUUGUGUACUACUUGACCAAGAUAGACGAACGAUACGAAAACACCGAACCAUCUCUCGAAUUUCCGGUAGCAACGACACACAACGGUCAUCGUUAUACUGCUCCAGUCAAGACAUCGACACCACUGAAGCACAAGCCGAGGGUCCUCCAACACAAACGACUCCAGGGUAAAGAGGAAGACUCCCCUGUGACAUUGCUGGACUCCGACGACGACUCCUUCCCGUCGCAUACGUUGAAGGGUGGACGACACGAGCAGCACGCCACCAGAACCACCAAGCAGCACGCCACCAGAAGGACCCAUCGUACGUCACGCAGGUCUUCAAAGCCACCUAUCACAACCACCACCACCACCACCACGGCGCUGCGAAACUCCACCAUGAACUCGACGUUGGAAACGCAUGAAGAAGGCGGGAACCAAACGACGGAAGAGUCAAGUUCGGACGGUGCUUCCACAAGAAAGAAGACCUCAAAGAGUGCUGAACAGCCACGGAUAUUAGUGUGUGUCGCCAAUGGCAUCGCUAAAGCGGACCGCUACCCACCGCCGGGGCUCUGCAAUUACGUCAUCUACGCUCCAGUAGGCUACAAGAGGGGUCUCCUACGGCACAACGGAACUGGCUUCAACGUUUUCAAGGAGCAAGCUCGAAAUAGCAGGACUUCCAGGUGGGGGAUCGGCAUGGUACCAUCAGACGUCCUCGCAGCAGGAACUGGUGUAAUGGGCGACGACGCCCCGAAGUUUCGCGAGGAGGUACAACGCCUUAUUCGGGAGUUCCGUGUUGUGGGAUAUGGCCUCUUGGACGUUCACAUCACAGCCAUCGAUUACAUUGACACCAUGAAUGACUACUUGGAGUUCUACAAGUAUUUCAAGGCAACGCUACAGAAGAUGCAGGUUCCUCAAGAUGCAUCCACUUUCCUCCUCUUUGGAGUGCGUGUUCUCAACAUGAUCUACUCACACAGGGACACCUUUCGAGACAAGAUCCGACAAGUUGUCAAAUAUAUCGACAUCUUCAUCUACCAGACGCACGUAUCCAAGGUGACGAGGAACUGUCUUAGCGUAUUUCCUUCGAACAGAUACUAUCCUGGGGCUGAUGACCAAGACUCUCUCGACGAUGCGGUACGGACUCUGUCACCUCCUAUCUACGACCGAGACGGAUUUCACGUUGUCAUCUCGCUCACGUUAAGCCUUCUUCGCUUCAACAUGAAAGGAGCGGACCUGGAGCAGAUCCGAAAGCCGUGCAGCAACAUGACGUCUAUGCCCUUUACAGUGCCAAGUCAGAACUUCCGAUAUUGA
Molecule: messenger RNA, 1465 nt
Organism: Ornithodoros turicata
Lineage: Eukaryota; Metazoa; Arthropoda; Arachnida; Ixodida; Argasidae
Exons: 15
Coding region: 143-1465 (440 amino acids)
Source: RefSeq, a predicted model, not a curated record